AUGGCCGAUUUGGAGGUUCUGCUCCCCGGAGAUCGAAUCUCCGCGAACCAAGUCCCAACUUCUCAGAAGCGCAAAAUCGGCCAUGGCCUCAAACAAGAAUCAGAUACUAGUGAUUUCACAGCCACCAUCGGUGGCCUCCUGGACGUCGACUACAGAAAGAAGACGGCGCAGGUCGCGACACCAAAUGGACGCUACAUUCCUAAAGCAGGAGAUCUGGUAAUCGCUCAAGUACGGAUGUCGGCAGCGGAGUCUUUCCACCUCUACAUCAAUGCAUACUCACCCCAGGCUAUCUUGCCCCAGCUGGCAUUCGAAGGGGCGACGAAGAAGACAAGACCGCAACUGAAAAGCAAUGAUCUCGUCUACGCCAAGGUGGUCUCGGCCCAGAAGAACAUGGAGAUCGAACUGAGCUGUGUCAAUCCGGCGACUGGAAAGGCCGAACCGGACGGAUUAGGCCCACUCACAGGAGGGAUGGUGUUUGAUGUCAGCCCUGGUCUGGCCGAGAGACUACUGAAGAAGCAGGGAGUUAUGGCGCUGGAGGAACUAGGUUCAAGGCUUCACGGCGGAUUCGAAAUCGCGGUUGGAAAGAAUGGCAAAGUGUGGGUCGAUUGCCCUGAGGCCGGUGUCAAGGGUAUUUGUGCAGUAGGCCGAUGCUUAAGAGAGAUGGACGCGAACGAGAUGAAGGACAAGGAACAAAAGAAGCUGGUCAACAGAAUCAUGAAUGAACUCGAGCGUGGUUGA
Molecule: messenger RNA, 738 nt
Organism: Cladophialophora yegresii CBS 114405
Lineage: Eukaryota; Fungi; Ascomycota; Eurotiomycetes; Chaetothyriales; Herpotrichiellaceae
Exons: 1
Coding region: 1-738 (245 amino acids)
Biological process (GO): TRAMP-dependent tRNA surveillance pathway; U4 snRNA 3'-end processing; CUT catabolic process
Cellular component (GO): cytoplasmic exosome (RNase complex); nuclear exosome (RNase complex)
Molecular function (GO): RNA binding
Source: RefSeq, a predicted model, not a curated record